UCAAAACAUUUCCACUAGUAACCUCAUUAAAUAAUCUCUUCCAUCCAAUAGUACAUUAUUUUUCGGGUGUAUGGAUAACCAUUGGAUCAUUUAAAAGCACUAAAAAGUCAUGGUGAUAAAAUUAAUAGGUACAUUAGUUCAGAACUCAUCAAAAAUCGUGACUUCUCGACCUAUCGGAUUUCGUGGUCAGCUGUUUCCAUUCCGAAAAAUGGCGUCUGAAGUUGAGAAAGCUCAAUCUGCCACUGCCGGUGGUGACACUAUUUUUGGGAAAAUUCUCCGGAAAGAAAUUCCUUGCAAUUUUAUUUACGAAGAUAAUCAGUGUGUAGCAUUCAACGACGUUAACCCUCAAAGUCCAGUACACUUUCUCGUGAUCCCGAGAAAACCAAUUCCGCAAUUAUCGAAGGCUGAAGACGGGGAUGAGUUAAUUCUGGGUCAUCUGAUGAACGUUGCGAGAAAAGUGGCUAAAGAACAAGGACUUGACAAAGGAUUUCGUGUGGUUAUUAAUGAUGGAGCUGAUGGCGCACAGUCUGUCUAUCAUUUACAUAUUCAUGUCCUCGGGGGAAGACAGAUGAAAUGGCCCCCAGGAUAAUUCCUCCAAUCUCUGUCAUUUCAAUUAACAAACUUUAA
Messenger RNA from Fopius arisanus, 627 nucleotides. RefSeq names its product histidine triad nucleotide binding protein 1 (gene HINT1). Lineage: Eukaryota; Metazoa; Arthropoda; Insecta; Hymenoptera; Braconidae. The record is from RefSeq and is a predicted model, not a curated record. The transcript is spliced from 2 exons. Gene Ontology annotation, cellular component: cytoplasm; nucleus. Gene Ontology annotation, molecular function: hydrolase activity. The coding region runs from base 110 to 589 and encodes 159 amino acids. Gene Ontology annotation, biological process: purine ribonucleotide catabolic process.